CCUCCAGUAAAAGCUUGGCCCGCGGGCGCUGGGGAGGYGGCGCUGGCAUCCUGCCCGUCCCUAUAAACUCCGGGAUCGGGGCUCCGGCACCGCCCUGCCCGCCGGGAUCCGCUCCCUGCCCUCCCCGUGUCCCCGGGACGCGGAUCCCGCCGCCUUUCCCCGCUCACAUCCGUCCCCCGCCCGUCUGCCUUGGCCAGGGCAGAGUUUUUCGCGCAGAAAAGCUGUGUUUGAACGUUUUCUGCUGUUCUCUCGGUUUCCUGUUGCCUUCCCAAGAACAACAUCCCUGACCUCAUCCUCCCCCCRGUUUGUGCCGGGAUGCUGCCGGUGCCUGAGCCGCCCGUCGGGAAUCCCACCCGGCCUUCCCUGGGUACCAAGACAAACACAGCUGCGGGAAUGACGGAGAAAAGGCUAUUUUGGGCAAAUCCUCUGCUCGUUUUUGUGGAGCUCGUUCCUUAGGCCGGUGUGGAGGGAGCUGCCGUGGUGCCCUGGGACACUGAAUUGUCACCUGUCUCCAAUCGUGACAGAAAGGGGAAAACAAUCAGAAAACAAUCCGUGUGGACCAUGGCGCUGCCCAACCUGUCCGAUUACUCAGACAGCAUCAGUAACUACAGCGACUACCAGGACUACACCUACGAGGACACGGGCAGCGUGUGGGCCGACCCAUCCCACGACCCCAAGGACAUCGCCAGGAUCGUGUCCGUGGUCAUCUACAGCGUGUCCUGCGUGCUGGGCAUCCUGGGCAACGGCCUUGUCAUCGCCAUCAUCACCCUCAAGAUGAAGAAGUCGGUCAACGCCGUGUGGUUCCUCAACCUGGCCGUGGCCGACUUUCUCUUCAACAUUUUCCUGCCCAUCAACAUCGCCUACACGGCCAUGAGCUACCACUGGAUCUUCGGCACCGUCAUGUGCAAGCUCAACUCCUUCCUCCUCAUCCUCAACAUGUACACCAGCGUCCUGCUGCUCACCACCAUCAGCUUCGACCGCUACGUGUCCGUGGUGUUCCCGGUGUGGUCGCAGAACCACCGCUCCACCAACCUGGCCUACGGGGUUUGUCUGGUCAUCUGGACCGUGGGCAUCGUCAUGAGCUGCCCCUCGCUCGUCUUCCGKGACACGGCGCAGACCCGCAGCUCCGUGAUUUGCUUCAGCAACUUCUCCCUGUCCAGGAACAAAUCCUACGAAGGGCUGGCCCUGAUGAGGCACCGCACGGUGAACGUCACCAGGUUCCUGGCCGGCUACGUCAUYCCCAUCACCAUCAUCACCUUCUGCUACGUGGCCAUCGUCCUCAACCUGCGCCGCAACCGCCUGGCCAAGUCCAAGAAGCCCUUCAAGAUCAUCGUCACCAUCAUUGUCACCUUCUUCCUCUGCUGGAGUCCCUACCACCUGGUGAACCUGCUGGAGACGGUGCCCGACACGGUGCCCUGGUCCGUGUUUGAGGUCAGCAUCCCCCUCACCACAGCACUGGCGGCCUCCAACAGCUGCAUGAACCCCGUGCUCUACGUCUUCAUGGGCCAGGACUUCAAGAAGUUCAAGGUGACCCUGCUGUCCAGGCUGGUGAAUGCCCUCAGCGAGGAGACGGGACAUUCCAGCAUCGUGCACAGGAGCUUCUCCAAGAUCUCCUCCAUGACCGAGAAGGAGACAACAGUUGUUUAAAAUCGGCCUGAAGGAGGGAUGGAGGCCUCUGGUAUUGGCCAUGGCCACUGCUGUGACAGUGACCACCGCUGUGGUGGCCAUGGUGUGGGUCAAGCACCAUGCAGCACUGUCCUACAGCCCAAUUUUGACUGGAGGCUGGCAGAGGAUGGGGAUCCCCAAAGGAUGGAGAAGACACAACCACCCUUGAUUUUGUGUGGGAUUGCAAAAAUCCUUACCCCAAACUCGGAAAACACUUUAGGGCGUUCCCAUCCCACUUUGACAUUCCCUUGGGAAGGGCUUUCCUGGUGUUCUCAGAGACCAUGGUGGGGUGGRGGAUGUCUGGAAUGGCAUCCUGGCCAUGUCCAGGCUGGUGACACUCCUCUGUCCCCUUGUGGUAAAUCUUUGAGGUAUUUUGGUACAAGACCAAGACGUUUGUGACUCUUUUGGGGUUGGAAUAUCCCGCCUCRAAGAACUGGGACAUCUCAAAUAUCUCCUAAGUGACCCAGAGCCAGGGCCACCUGCCAGCCUGGGGACUGGGCUCACGCACAGAGUCACCAGCAUGGAAAACUGGGAGAAAAAAAGCAGGAAAAGCCAAUUUGAAAUGCGUUUUUGACUGUGCCUUUGAUGGGCGCAUUCCACACGGUACGUUCUGCAGAGCUGUUGGAUGUCUGGGACCAGGAACAGAUCCACGARCUGGGAAUGAGCUCCUGGGGAGGAUCUGCUGUUCCCUCCUGCAUCCGGAGGGGUGUGGCUCCGUCACCAGCCGGGACCAGUGGGUUCUAUGGGAUGAUUUUCUCUUUCCCAUCUUGGAAAACUCUGGGAAUCUCGUGGGAAAUCCCCCUGCCCCACACCAAUCUCUGCAGCAAAGGAUGGACUGAGCCACCCCCUCCAUCCAAUUUCACACCCUGUUGAUUUGGGAGCUCCUUCUCCAUYAGGGCUCCUUCACCACAACACCGGUGUCACCCUCGUUUAUGUGUCACCCCCAGCCUGUCACUCCCAGGAAAGCGAGAAAUCCCUGGAUUUGGGUUUAGGGCAGUCCCAGUGGCACUGUGGACAUUUCAGGAGGACAUUGUGCAUGGUUUGAAGCGUUGUUCUGCCCCCAGGAGGCCACAAAGGCUGAAAUAUUUAUUUAUAGCUUUCACUGGAAAUUAGAAAAUGGAAAACAAAAAUUAAAAAAAAAAAAAAACAGGAGAGGCAGCUCCCAGGAAAAGACAGGGAGCUCUUUGCAGGCAGCAGAUCGUGCCAGCCGCAGGUACGAGUAAAGCCCCGGUAAUUGAGCCGCAGAAACGUCGCGGAUCAGAGCGGAUGCUGCGGCGGGAGCUGGAUUUUGGGAUUUCAGACGGAUUAUCCGGCGUCCUCUCCGCCCCGGCGCUGCCUGCCCGCCCCGCCUUGAUCCCCUCCUCAGUGUGAGGGGACACUCAGCACCUGGAUUGUCUCGGAAUCUCCUGGGGUUGGGAUCUGCCCACUUCCCUAAGGAGCGCUGACCACCUGAAAUCCCAGGGCAACCCCCAGCCCUGAUCCGCAGAGGAUUUCCCCCAAAAUCCCGUACAGGAUCCGUGCCCGUGGAAGAUGCUGUGCCUGAGGAGGCUGCCGGGCCUCGUUGGUGGUGGGAGGARGCUCCUCUUGCUCAUCUCCCCCAGAAUUUAUUAAUUAAUUCUGCUGGAAGGCUGCCGUGAUCCUAUAAAGAGUGGGAUAGGACAGACGGGGCGGUGACAGGGACACACAGAACCUGCAGAGAAUCCAUUUGGGGAACAGUGGGAGCUGAAUUUACCCGGAGCCAGCAGCCACUGGGGCGUUUUUGGGCUCAGGGUUUGGAGCAGCCUGGGCUCCCCUGCCCCAUCCUUGGAUGUGGGAACAGUGGGAUGAAGCCUCGAGGACAGGAUGCCAUCCCACUGCCGCUCGGGUCCGUGCUGGGGUCGGGAUGCUCCUCACUAAUUCCAGUGGGUGUUUUUUUCUAAGCCCAUCUGUUAUWGCUCCAGCUUUCCCAAAAAAAAAAGCAGUGCCUUGGUACUUACCCUGGGGUUAAAUCCUCGCUKUAAUGGCAGCUUGGGAAUCCCAAGUUUCCCAAAUAUUUGAGUUUGAUUUUGUAGCCGUUUGCUUAUUUAAUAAAAUCUCUGUU
This is a messenger RNA of Malurus melanocephalus (red-backed fairy wren), 3745 nucleotides long. It is a transcript of the gene CMKLR1, whose product is annotated as chemerin chemokine-like receptor 1. The transcript is spliced from 3 exons. Gene Ontology annotation, molecular function: G protein-coupled receptor activity; complement receptor activity. Gene Ontology annotation, biological process: chemotaxis; phospholipase C-activating G protein-coupled receptor signaling pathway; positive regulation of macrophage chemotaxis. Gene Ontology annotation, cellular component: plasma membrane. NCBI's taxonomy places the organism in Eukaryota, Metazoa, Chordata, Aves, Passeriformes, Maluridae. Bases 562 to 1647 code for a protein of 361 amino acids. The record is from RefSeq and is a predicted model, not a curated record.